This is a messenger RNA of Chironomus riparius, 991 nucleotides long. The record is from the annotation of a GenBank genome assembly. NCBI's taxonomy places the organism in Eukaryota, Metazoa, Arthropoda, Insecta, Diptera, Chironomidae.
AUGUAAACAGAAUUUUGUUUACUUUUAACAAUUUCAAGUUUUCUUCAAAAUAUAUUAAUUAAAGUCUAUUUAAAGCAUAUAAAUAGAAAUGGACGAGCACAUUGAAAGCUAUUUGGACAGAUGUCGUUGCUGUUUGGAGGAAAUAACGCUAGCAAAAGUGGAAAUUGACAAUAAUAUUGAAAUAAAGUUUUUUGAAAUGACACAACUGAAUCUUCCUGCAUCUAAUUUACUAGCAUCGUACAUCUGUUAUGAUUGCUACGAGAUAUUAACAAACUAUUCAUCAUAUCGAUCAAGAUACAUUGAAAAUCAUCAGAGAUUGGAACAAUUGCUACUUAAUGCUGAGAAUUCAAUAGCAGAAGAAGAAAAUGAUGUCAUAGAAUAUGAAGAGAUUGAAUUAAGAGAGGACGAUGAUGAACAGAUUAUAGUCGAAGAGGAAGUAGAUGAGGAAAUUGUGCAAGAAACAUCAGAUGACGAGGACGAGGAAGAACUGAGAUUAGAGGAUAUUGUGAAACCAGAAUUUCUGCAUUAUUGUCUCCCGAAAAAGGAUCCAGAACCAAUUAAAAAAGUAUUUCAUGUCCCAAGACAGCUCGAAAAGAGAAAACGAAAAUUAAAUCAAGAAGUGCUUAAAGAGCAAGUGAACCAGGAAACUGAAUUUAUGUGCCAAGAAUGUGAGAAAAUAUGUCCAAAUCUAGAUUUUCUCGAGCAGCACAUCAAUCGAUACCAUCCCAAAUUUAUCUGUGAAUAUCAAGAAUGUGCAAAAGUGUGCAGCUCUCAAAUUCAGCUUGAUAAGCAUACAGCAACGUUUCACAAGACUAUUUUGUACGAAUGUACACAGUGCGAUAAGAAAUUCUACGAGAAACUGCAUCUAAAGAAUCACAUGUAUGUUCAUAAUCAAUAAGAUCUCACUAAAUAAAUUUAAUUCUAAUAACUUUGGACUAAACUGUUAAGCCACAAAGUAUUUUUGCCCACAGAUUGGUCCAUAGCUAUUCAA